GUUAUUACUCUUCCAACAAUGUUGACGCUCGGGCGUGUUGCGGCGAUACCUGUCUUGAUUGCUGCAUGGUACUGGAACUCGCCGUACUCUGCGGCCGCGAGCACCACUGUCUUCGCGCUGGCCUCCCUAACAGACUGGCUGGACGGCUACCUGGCACGCAAGAUGAAAGCUUUCUCCCCUUUUGGCGCAUUCCUGGACCCCGUGGCUGAUAAACUGAUGGUCGCAGCCGUGUUGGUGCUGCUGUGCACCCGGCCUAUCGCGGUGGGAUCUCUGGCUGGGAACGACUGGCUGCUGCCCGUCUGCACGUUGGCAAUCAUCGGCCGUGAGAUCACCAUGUCGGCCCUGCGGGAGUGGGCGGCUACUGCGGGACCGGAGGCCAGGCAGGCGGUGGCGGUCAACUCCUGGGGCAAGUGGAAGACGGCCAGCCAGAUGGCCUCUCUCACGUUGCUGCUGCUUUGUAAGGACGGCGGCUCGGGCUCCUGGCUGGAGGCAGCUGCCACUGCCGGUGUGGGGCUGCUGCUGGUGGCUUCCUGGCUCACAGUGCAGUCCCUGGCCAUUUACAUGCGGGGGCUGUGGAGGUUCAUG
Molecule: messenger RNA, 585 nt
Organism: Volvox carteri f. nagariensis
Lineage: Eukaryota; Viridiplantae; Chlorophyta; Chlorophyceae; Chlamydomonadales; Volvocaceae
Exons: 5
Biological process (GO): glycerophospholipid biosynthetic process
Cellular component (GO): membrane
Molecular function (GO): CDP-diacylglycerol-glycerol-3-phosphate 3-phosphatidyltransferase activity
Source: RefSeq, a predicted model, not a curated record